Polypterus senegalus (gray bichir) is the source of this 1407-nucleotide messenger RNA. RefSeq names its product D(1) dopamine receptor-like. The transcript has a single exon. Gene Ontology annotation, cellular component: plasma membrane. The record is from RefSeq and is a predicted model, not a curated record. The coding region runs from base 5 to 1348 and encodes 447 amino acids. Gene Ontology annotation, molecular function: G protein-coupled receptor activity; dopamine neurotransmitter receptor activity. Lineage: Eukaryota; Metazoa; Chordata; Cladistia; Polypteriformes; Polypteridae. Gene Ontology annotation, biological process: adenylate cyclase-activating adrenergic receptor signaling pathway.
AUGGAUGAAUAUGACCAACACUACCUGGUCACAGGAUGGUAGUCUAGAGGAUCGUUCAGGACUCACUCUGCGUACCCUCACGGCUUGCCUCCUGGUCCUGCUCAUCCUAAGUACGUUGUUGGGUAACACUCUGGUGUGUGCAGCCAUCAUUAAGUUUCGCCACCUGCGAUCUAAGGUAACCAACUUUUUUGUCAUCUCCUUGGCGGUGUCAGACCUUUUGGUGGCUGUUUUGGUUAUGCCAUGGAGAGCUGUCACUGAGGUGGCAGGAUUUUGGCCAUUUGGCAAGUUCUGUGAUAUCUGGGUGGCCUUUGACAUCAUGUGCUCCACAGCAUCAAUCCUCAACCUGUGCAUUAUUAGCGUUGAUCGUUAUUGGGCCAUUGCCAGUCCAUUCCGCUAUGAACGCAAGAUGACUCAACGGGUGGCUUUUGUUAUGAUUGGGGUCGCCUGGACCUUAUCUAUCCUCAUCUCUUUCAUUCCUGUGCAACUGAGCUGGCACAAAGCUGAUGAGGGUCUGAUUCCACAGGAUGUACACCUGCCUCCUUCUAUUGCCAACUCCACUCUUCAGGACAAUUGUGAUUCCAGUUUGAGUCGCACCUAUGCCAUCUCCUCAUCCUUAAUCAGUUUCUACAUCCCUGUGGCAAUCAUGAUUGUAACUUAUACCCGCAUCUACCGGAUUGCCCAGAGGCAGAUUCGUCGCAUCUCUUCCCUGGAGAGAGCCGUGGAACACGCCCAGAGCUGCCAAGAAGCUAGUCUAAAGAGCUCUUUCAAGAAGGAGACCAAGGUGCUGAAAACACUCUCAAUCAUAAUGGGUGUGUUCGUAUGCUGCUGGCUGCCAUUUUUUAUCCUGAAUUGCAUGGUGCCCUUUUGUGAUCCAGUGGUUCAUGACAUGAAUCAGCUUCCUUGUGUGAGUCCAACCACUUUCAGCAUCUUUGUAUGGUUUGGUUGGGCUAACUCUACCCUAAACCCCAUCAUUUAUGCUUUCAAUGCUGACUUCCGCCGAGCUUUUGCCACAAUCCUGGGAUGUGGCCGCCUCUGUUCAAGCAAUGCUGUUGAGACAGUCAAUUUCAGCAAUGAGCUGGUGUCGUACCAUCAUGACACCACAAAUCCUCGGGAUGUAAUGACGCUGAGUUACCCCCACCUGUUACCCCACGUGGUUAAGCAGCCAGCUGAGAAUGAAGUCUCUUUUGACAAAGUCUCUCAGAUUUCCCAGGCUUCCAAUGCAGCAAAUGAGGAGUAUGAAAGGGAGAGUGAGUGUGCCAGCAGCUUGCCCGUUGUGGUGCAUGCAGAGUGUGAGACCGACAUCUCACUGGACAAAAUUAACCCUUUCACACCAAACGGACUUUCUUGAAUUAGGUGGAUGUGAAUUGGAGAUCAGUGUUUGAGGCAAAAUAAACAAAGACAUCACCA